Molecule: messenger RNA, 804 nt
Organism: Letharia columbiana
Lineage: Eukaryota; Fungi; Ascomycota; Lecanoromycetes; Lecanorales; Parmeliaceae
Exons: 2
Coding region: 1-804 (267 amino acids)
Source: RefSeq, a predicted model, not a curated record
AUGUUGAUCACACCCAAACGAAGAUCUUUGCUGAGAAGUCAGAAGACUCCACGACAGGUGAAUGGUGCGAACAGGAUCGCUAUAUCGUUGGCCCGCUGCUUGACCCACUCUUCUUUCUCUAUUGUCACCGGUACUUGCCUGGGAAAUGAAGGCCAUUCAGAGCUUCACGUGAGUGGAUGGCAGUGGCUUCAAAUGAGCUGGAUGAAGACUGGUCCCUUGGUUAAGGCAUCGACGAAUCACGCAGAUUUCGGUGAUGACGACUGGGGCAGUGACUGCGAUGGAGAAGCUCCGGAGAUAGAAAAGUUAUCUAGCGACUAUCGAGACGUGCUACCUUGGGUCUUCCCAGCUGCCGAAAACGUUUCUCCCUACGUUCUCUAUCAUCACAAUCUGAGCCUCGCAAAGAUCUCAGUUAAUCCCGACACUUACGAAAUCACAGGUAUCAUAGAUUGGGAGACGAUCCAUGUAGUACCGGAAUGGGAGAGUUCAAGGUUCCCAGAAUUCCUCACAGAUCAGAAAGAUCUCGAGGAGAUCGACGAUGAUGAGCGCAGAGACCGAUGGGAUAACGGGAUCUUGAGGCAACAUUACGACGUCGCCUCGCGUCGUACGAGCAGUGAAAAGCAGUUCUCUGGCUAUAAAAGCGACAUUGCCAGGACGAAGCGAAAAUUCGAGGAGAUGACCAUGGAAAUCACGGAACUUUCAAGUACUGCGAGAGGAUGGCUCGAGCUGUACUCGAUCAACAAAGUGGUGGCUACCGAAGGUGAACUAGAGAUUGGGUACAGUUCGCCUUCUAUCAAGCUUUCAUGA